AUGAAUGACCAAAGCCUUCUUUUGAUGAAAGCUCGGCUUGAAGUCGUAGAUUUCAAGACAAUUGAGCCUUUUCUUCAAAAAUUUGAUCGAUUCCUUACCCUUCGUACAUUCAUUAGAGGCUACACCCUGGGCACCGCAGAUGAGCAAAUUUGGACCGUUCUGCGACUGAAUAAAGUCGCGCUUGGACUGAUUAGGAGAGCGAUAUUUCCGAACUUGACACGAUGGUUUUCCCAUAUCCAAUGCACCUAUCCUGAUCUUCGACCAACCGCUGGUGAACUCGUCAGUGCAACCAACACUGAUGCUACCGCCAACCAGACAAGGGGCCGCUACAACAUCAAGCUACAAGCUACAGAGAACGGCGUAGUGACUAGAUUUCCGCCAGAGCCGUCGGGGUAUCUACAAAUUGGGCAUGCCAAGGCCGCCUUUUUAAACGACUACUUUGCGCACGAUGCUUUUUCCGGGUCCCUCAUUCUACGUUUUGAUGAUACCAACCCCACGAGAGAGAACCAGGAAUUCGAGGACUCUAUUCUUCACGACCUAGGUCUACUGGGCAUCAAAACACAGCGCGUGACAUACACUAGUGAUUACUUUGAGAAGCUUUACGACUUGUGCUGUCAACUUAUUUCGGAUGGAAACGCAUAUGCCGAGGAUACGGAUAGCAAAAUACAAAAAGACAACCGUCGUGAUCGCCUUCCCAGUAAACGACGAGAUCGCCCCACGAGCGAGAGCCUCGCCAUCUUCAAAGAGAUGAGGGAAGGAACAGAGUUUGGCAAAGGACACUGUAUCCGAGCACGCAUCGCCUUUGACAGUUCAAACGGUUCAAUGCGUGACCCAAUCAUCUACCGCUUUCCCAGCUGGGACCCCGAGGAUGGACCACGGCCACAUCACCGAACCGGCUGGGACUGGAACAUUUAUCCCACAUAUGACUUUGCCUGCCCUCUGGUCGACUCCAUCGAGGGCGUAACCCACGCUCUCCGGACGACUGAGUACUCUGACCGCAACGAGCAGUACUACUGGUUUUUACGUGCUCUCAAGUUACGGCCAGUGUACCUCUGGGACUUUGCGCGAAUCAACUUUAUCAAGACGUUCUUAUCUAAGAGAAAGCUGGCAAAAGUAGUUGAAUCUGGAAUUGUGGAUGGCUGGGAUGAUCCUCGAAUGCCUACUAUCCGGGGCAUUCUCCGCCGCGGUCUUACGGUAGCAGCGCUACGCGAGUUCAUGCUAAAGCAGGGCCCGAGCCGGAACGUUGUUUCCAUGGACUGGACCACCCUUUGGGCGAUGAACAAGAAGAUGAUUGAGCCGAUUGCACCGAGACACACUGCUGUGGCAUCCGUGGGUUGCGUUUUGGCCACCGUGGCGGGAGGUCCAGAUCAUCCCAGGCAAGACAGUCGACCGAAACACCCUAAGAAUCAUAACGCGGCGGCCGUUCGACAGGGCGAGGAGAUUACACUUAUGAGCUGGGGAAAUGCGCUUGUUCGACAGGUCACGAGAUCCGAUGACCAGGCCGUGACCGCGUUACACCUUGAGCUCCAUCUUGAUGGCGACGCUAGCAAAACGGACAAGAAAGUUCACUGGCUAGCUGCUCACGGUGCCGAAAUUGCCAGAGCGGAGCUUUGGGAGUUUGACUAUCUGCUAACUAAAGAUAGUCUUGUGAAGGGUGAUGAGCUGGAGCACUAUCUAAACCCCGUCACGUCCUGGCUUACAGAUGUAUUGGUGGGUUCUGAGUUUAGUCAGCUCCUCGAAGGUGAUAUUAUUCAGAUUGAGCGGAAGGGGUAUUUUCGCAUGGAUAAGCCAAUUGGUCAAGGACCUAGUGGCAAGGCGGUAUUGUUUAAAAUUCCAACAGGAAAUAACAAGGGAUAA
Messenger RNA from Metarhizium robertsii ARSEF 23, 1857 nucleotides. Its product is annotated as glutamyl-tRNA synthetase. Lineage: Eukaryota; Fungi; Ascomycota; Sordariomycetes; Hypocreales; Clavicipitaceae. The coding region runs from base 1 to 1857 and encodes 618 amino acids. The record is from RefSeq and is a predicted model, not a curated record. The transcript has 3 exons. Gene Ontology annotation, cellular component: cytoplasm; cytosol; methionyl glutamyl tRNA synthetase complex. Gene Ontology annotation, molecular function: ATP binding; glutamate-tRNA ligase activity. Gene Ontology annotation, biological process: glutamyl-tRNA aminoacylation; translation.